CGUCUUCGUUACAACCACUAAUACGUCUACAGCAAUAGGUUAUCAUGACUGGUCGCGGCAAAGGAGGAAAAGGUCUUGGAAAAGGAGGUGCCAAACGUCAUCGCAAAGUGUUGCGUGAUAACAUCCAGGGAAUCACCAAGCCCGCAAUCCGUCGUUUGGCUCGUCGGGGAGGAGUGAAGCGUAUUUCUGGAUUGAUCUACGAAGAAACCCGCGGAGUGUUAAAAGUUUUUUUGGAAAAUGUAAUCCGUGAUGCGGUCACUUAUACUGAACACGCAAAGAGGAAGACCGUGACCGCCAUGGACGUCGUCUACGCACUGAAACGCCAAGGUCGUACAUUACCCGUUCGUCUAAUCGUACACAAAACGAAUUCAACAAUGGCCCGUACCAAGCAGACAGCCCGCAAAUCUACCGGAGGUAAGGCUCCCAGGAAGCAGUUGGCCACCAAAGGCCGUAAGAGCGCACCCGCCACCGGAGGAGUGAAGAAAACCCAUCGUUACCGUCCGGGAACAGUCGCUCUCCGUGAAAUCCGUCGUUACCAGAAGAGCACGGAGCUGUUGAUCCGCAAAUUGCCGUUCCAACGUCUGGUGCGUGAAAUCGCCCAGGACUUCAAGACCGACUCGUUCCAGAGCUCCGCCGUCAUGGCGUUGCAGGAAGCCAGCGAGGCCUAUUUGGUCGGUCUUUUCGAAGACACCAACUUCUAGAAACUACAUAAAAUCAAUAUGACCGGACGCGGUAAAGGAGGAAAAGGUCUUGGAAAAGGAGGAGCCAAACGUCAUCGUAAAGUGCUCCGCGAUAACAUCCAGGGAAUCACCAAGCCCGCCAUCCGUCGGUUAGCUCGUCGUGGUGGAGUAAAACGUAUCUCCGGUUUGAUCUACGAGGAAACCCGUGGUGUGUUGAAAGUGUUCCUGGAAAACGUAAUCCGUGAUGCAGUCACCUACACCGAGCACGCCAAGAGGAAGACCGUUACAGCCAUGGACGUCGUCUAUGCUCUGAAACGUCAAGGUCGUACUCUGUACGGUUUCGGCGGUUAAUCACAUCCAUAACACACAAAUAUAUACAAAUCUGA
Molecule: messenger RNA, 1066 nt
Organism: Rhopalosiphum maidis (corn leaf aphid)
Lineage: Eukaryota; Metazoa; Arthropoda; Insecta; Hemiptera; Aphididae
Biological process (GO): nucleosome assembly
Cellular component (GO): nucleosome
Molecular function (GO): structural constituent of chromatin; DNA binding; protein heterodimerization activity
Source: RefSeq, a predicted model, not a curated record